UCCUUGCCGUUAGCUGUGCUGCCAUGAAGUAAAAGACAUUACUUAAUUUUAAAACGAAUGCUUCUGUCAUACUCAGAUAUAAUCGGUGAUUGAGUUAAACACAACACUAACAUGUUUGUGUGUAGAUAGCGAGCAGGCAUCGCUUACACACUGACUGAGCAGCCUGGUUUCUGUGUGGAGCAGAGCAGCCAGUCAAGAUGGACACCGCGGAGGAAGCGGACAUCUGUCGGGUGUGUCGGUCGGAGGGGACCCAGGACAAGCCGCUCUAUCACCCCUGCGUCUGCACUGGCAGCAUCAAGUUUAUCCAUCAGGAAUGCCUGCUUCAGUGGUUGAAACACAGCAGAAAAGAAUACUGUGAAUUAUGCAAACACCGAUUUGCAUUUACACCAAUCUACUCUCCAGACAUGCCAUCUCGCUUACCUGUGCAGGACAUCUUUGCAGGGCUGGUCACCAGUAUUGGAACAGCCAUCAGAUACUGGUUCCACUACACACUGGUGGCCUUUGCCUGGCUAGGCGUGGUGCCUCUAACAGCAUGUCGAAUCUACAAGUGUUUAUUUACCGGCUCUGUGAGCUCUCUCCUUACGCUGCCACUAGAUAUGCUUUCAACACAAAACCUGCUCGCCGACUGCCUCCAGGGCUGUUUUGUUGUCACCUGCACGCUGUGCGCCUUCAUUAGUCUGGUGUGGCUCAGAGAGCAGAUAGUCCAUGGUGGUGCCCCUCAGUGGUUGGAGCAGAAUCCUCCCCCUCUGGUUCCUAACCCACCAAACGGUCCUGCACCAGCUAAUGAGGGUCCAGGUGGUAACGCUGCAGUCAACGCCCAGGCUGCUGCGGACGCUGCAGCAGGCCAGAACCCCGCAGACCCUGCCCCAAAUGGGCCGGCACCCGCCAACCCACACGAAGCUGGAGACCAGGCAAAUGAGGCUGAGCUCGAUGACGACGAAGAGGAUGACGACGGGGACGAUGAUGAAGAGGAGGAGGACGAGGAAGGCAGGGAAGAAGACGCCGCAGACCCCAAUAACGGAGGACAAGAAGAUUUGAACUGGAACGCUCUGGAGUGGGACCGCGCAGCAGAGGAGCUCACCUGGGAAAGGAUGCUGGGGCUGGAUGGCUCUCUUGUUUUCUUAGAGCAUGUCUUCUGGGUGGUGUCUCUCAACACACUCUUCAUUCUGGUCUUCGCAUUUUGCCCGUAUCACAUUGGCCAUUUCUCAGUGGUUGGACUGGGUUGUGAGGAUUAUGUCAAAGCUUCACACUUUGACGGUCUCAUCACCACCAUACUGGGGUACAUCCUGCUGGCCGGAGCUCUCAUAGUAUGCCAUGCGUUGGCUUCAUUAGUGAAGUUCCAGCGCUCCAGACGGCUCCUGGGCGUCUGCUACAUUGUUGUCAAGGUGUCCUUGCUGGUUGUCAUGGAGAUAGGCUUGUUCCCACUGAUUUGUGGUUGGUGGCUCGACAUUUGCUCGCUGGAGAUGUUUGACGCGACUCUGAAAGACAGGGAGCAGAGUUUCGACUCGGCCCCCGGAACCACCAUGUUCCUCCACUGGCUGGUCGGCAUGGUCUACGUCUUUUACUUCGCCUCCUUCAUCCUUCUUCUCAGGGAGGUGCUCCGGCCCGGUGUGCUCUGGUUCUUGAGGAACCUGAACGAUCCAGACUUCAACCCAGUCCAAGAGAUGAUCCACCUUCCCAUCUACAGACACCUUCGGAGGUUUAUACUCUCUGUGGUGGUGUUUGGCUCCAUAGUUCUGCUGAUGCUUUGGCUUCCUAUCAGGAUCAUCAAAGUGCUCUUCCCAAACUUCCUUCCCUACAACGUCAUGCUUUACAGCGAUGCUCCUGUUAGUGAGCUGUCGUUGGAGCUGCUGCUACUGCAGGUUGUGCUGCCGGCGCUGCUGGAACAGGGUCACACUCGCCAGUGGCUCAAACGGCUCGUCCACGCCUGGACAUUCACCGCCGGAUACAUGCUUGACCUCCACUCCUACCUGCUGGGGGAACACGAAGAAGAUGACAACCAACCAAACAACAACCCUCCCGGUCGCCAUAACAACAACAACAGGAUCCCUGGUCUGGGGGAGGGGCUUCACGCCGCCCAUCAGGCCAUCUUGCAGCAGGGCGGUCCUAUAGGUUUCCAGCCAUACCACCGGCCCAUCAAGUUCCCCCUCAAGAUAGUUCUGCUGGUUGUUUUCAUGUGCGUGACGCUGCUGCUGGCGAGUCUGAUCUGCCUCACGCUGCCAGUGUGCGUGGGCCGCUGGCUGAUGUCGUUCUGGAUGGGCAGCGCCAUGGUUCACGAGCUGUACACUGCAGCCAGCGGGCUGUACGUCUGCUGGCUGUCCAUCCGAGCCGGCACCGUGAUGCUGUCCUGGAUGCCACAGGGACGCAUGGUCAUCAUGAUCAAAGCUCAGGAGUGGACAAUGAUGAUCGUGAAGACGGUCGUGGUUGCUGUGCUGUUAGCCGGGGUGAUUCCUCUGCUGUUGGGUCUGCUGUUUGAGCUGGUCAUCGUUGCUCCUCUCAGAGUCCCGCUGGACCAGACACCUCUCUUCUACCCCUGGCAGGACUGGGCCCUGGGCGUGCUUCAUGCUAAAAUCAUUGCAGCCAUCACACUGAUGGGUCCUCAGUGGUGGCUCAAAACUGUCAUCGAGCAGGUGUAUGCUAACGGUAUCCGAAACAUCGACCUGCAUUUCAUCAUUCGGAGGCUGGCUGCUCCGGUCAUCAGCGUCCUGCUGCUGUCUCUCUGCGUGCCCUACACCAUCUCUAAAGGCAUAACGCCCCUGCUGGGUGUACAACCAGAGAUGCAGACCCUCGUGGACAGGAGGAUCUACCCUUUCCUGAUGAUGGUGGUCAUACUGCUCGCCAUUCUGUCCUUCCAGAUCCGACAGUUCAAACGCCUCUACGAGCACAUCAAAAAUGACAAAUACCUGGUGGGACAGCGGCUGGUGAACUAUGAACGUAAGUCAGGCAGGAGCACGUCCACCUCCUACAGCACCUCCUCGUAGGAUCAGUAGGAGCUGACCGACUCCGCCCAGCGCCGAGAGCUAACGUGAACUCCUGCGGUGAAACUUGUUUAUUUGUUUCCUCCCCGCUCGGCUGUUCAAACCCAACCCGUAAACGUUCAACUGCAACCGAAUCCUUUUUUUAAUUCACAGACACGAACAGCAAUCACAGGAUUUUGAGACAAAGGCCGGGAGAGAUACGUUGAGAAAAGAGAGAGAGGACGAAAAACAAAAGUCUCAUGGGAAAAAUUUGAAACUCAGCAGAACCACAAAGUUGUCCAUCCUGUUUAAACGUGUCAAUUUCUGUCUUCAACCAGGCCGACAUUUUUAAGUUGGAUUUUCGUUAUUUAAAAAAAAAAAAAGGUUUGGGACAGUUGAGCAUAGCUUUUUACCUCAGAUCGUGCUUCCCUUUGAAUGUGUGUUGAGAAAUAUUGUCUAGGUCACACUGGGUGUCUCUUAAUGGGACAGGGUUUUUUUUUUGACAUUUCACAGCUGUGGAGGAGAUAUUCUGUGUUCCUGUUGUGGAUUCGCCUCAAAUGACAUCCUCCAUUCAUCAAAGUGAGGUUGUCUGUAAUAAGGAGGGAAAUACGUAAUGUAGCAAUGUGAUUGUAUUUUUUAUUUUUAUUUAGAUGUUUUUAUUAGAUGUGGGUUUUUUUUUUUUAGUGUUACAUUUCUGGAGUGUGCUGUUAGAUAGUCCAGUGAGGAUUCUUUAAACUAAAGAAAAAGAAAAUAAAGAAGACAAAACAAAUUUUAGUCAAUCUGGACACAACACAGGACGUGUUGUAUUUUGUUCUCCUGUGAAUUUUUAAAAGCAGCUCCUUCCUGUACUCCUGGUUUGUCACAGUUAUCUUAGUGAAGGCAAAUCCACCCUCAGGAGAGGAGAAGCAUUAGCCUGAAAAAUGUUACAUUUUGAAGUGCACCACACAGGAAGUUUCAACUCAAAAUAUUUCAACUGGAAAAAAUGUCUUUCAGAAGGCGCAUCUGUACAUUUUUUAAAGAAAGUUUUAUUCUGAAAGGAGAAAAAAAGACUGAUUCUCUGUGGCUAACUCAUGCUGCUACAACAGCUUAAAACAGACAAACUGAUGCUGGUCUCACUGGAAAAAGUGACUGUAGAAAAUUAUUCUGACAGCUGACAAACUAAAGUUAACCAAUCUCAGUUAGAGCAAACUAGCAGCAGUAAUGUCACAGAGUAAAACUAUUUGAUAAAUGCAGGACUUUUUAAAGCUGCCGUGUUUACCAGCUUAUAAAAAACAGAAGGCUUUAUUUUUUCUCCACUGCGUCAUUCUGAUGAGCGUAGCCAGUCACUGUCACCUGCUGAGCUGAAUCAUCUCAUAAACACUGACUGUAAUACCUUCAUAGUGAGAUAUCGCUCCUCUGCUCCUGUUCCAUGAAGGUUGACGUUCUAUUUCUUGUGUUGGUGGAAGUGUUCUUUAAUUCAGGUGACGCAGCACGUAUCCGCUGUCAUGCUGCUUUUGACGUUUACCAGCCUGAAAAUAGUAAAAGUAAAUACUGAUAAUUACAUUGAUUCUGACAGCUAAAUGCCAACUGAAAAACAGUGAGCCAUCUGUUGAAGAGGCAGUCAGUCGUUAAAAAACUAAAAAUGCCUCCCCAUCUUUUUAAAAUUCAGUUUUGAACAAGCCACUGUUAAAUAUUUCAAUAAGUGCACUUGACGUUCCUCUGCAUGUGCGCUGACUUAACCUGUAGUUUCUACGUAAAAUGUACACAGAAAGAAAGCGUCUCCAACCCCUCUGCUGAAGCAUGAACUGACACAAGUCUGUAGAUACACUAAAUGUUUCUUCACAUCAUGCAAGUCAAUAACAGAACUCGUGUUACAACACCACAGUUUGGUUUCUCUCCAGUGUGGAUGGAUCAUAGAAAACGCUUUAGACUCCUGCGUGAGUUCAUAUCUAACAGGAAGGGAGUCACGGUUCAGCAGGAGGAUCGUCAGUUGAAGAGAGAGAGAGGGAGGGGGGCUUCUGAAAGUAAGAGGGUCUCGUCGUGUUGAAAACGUACUGAGUAGAAAGCGCCGGAAAAGUCUCUGCUCCUGAAUCUAACACCGUUCUCUUUCUUUGAUCGUUGAAAGCUUGUCGUCUGACUCCACCUGUGAGCUGAGUAGGUUGCUGCACCCUGAGUUGCUCACUUUCAUCUGCUUUCUUCUGGGGUUUUUUUUUUCUUGUUUUGUUUUUUUGAGGGGUGAGUCAUUCUUUGACUGUUGUUUUUACCACUCACAGAUUCAGGAUCAGUGGGUUCCUCUAUGGAGGAGAAGUCACAGAGAGGCAGAAGAAACUCUCAUUUCUAGGCUCUAGUGUGAAGUGUGCGGGGGGCUGUUGUAGCUCAUUGUGGCGUUUGAUGGACGUGAGCUGCUCCAUUAAUCCGAGAGCAAGACUGUAGUUUGAUUGUAUUGUCUUUUCACCUCCUUCUCCUAGUCUUAUAUUCUUAGUUGUUUAAACACCACUAUAGGGAUGGUGUAGUAAAGGAAAGGCUAGUUAGAGGAAAAACAGAUGGAGGUGGCUUGUUCUCAUCUGAUGGAGUUGACACUACAUGAAGGAAACAAAGUGCGAGCUGAAUCUUUAUACACACCAACAGUUAGUCUUGUUGCACUCAUAAACUCAGAACAGAUUUGCAUAAAGUGGCGUCUGUACUCCAGGACGACAAAAACAUUAUGGGUAGAAACAUGAGGCCACGCGUGAAUAAUCUCUGUGAAAUAUCUGCAUGAUCAUUUUGUGUUUUGAAUGAACUUUAGUCCACGAGUUUACAAUUUUAUAGGAAUAGCUCAUCAGUUUUGGGAAAAUGCACUAACCCACUUUGUUGCUGAGAUUUGGAAGAGGAGAUCAAUACCUCGUUUCUUUCUGUUAAAUAUGAAGAUAUAUAGCUAGGAAACAGCUAGCCUAGCUCUGUUCAUAGGUGAAAAAAUACCAGCACCUUUAAAGCUCACUAAUUAACAAACAUUAUGUCUUGUUAUGUUAAAUGUGUAUAAAAAAAUAACCGUAAAAACAGCAGUUAUGGUUUUACAGGGGGUUAUACAUUGGAACUAUAUCUUGGUGGGUGUAGUGACUUCCUGGAGGUUGUCUGACAACCUCACAGCCUUUCAGAUACGCAAAUGUAUUGAUCUACUCAUGUAAGUUUUUGCAAGAAAGUGAAGUAUAUUUCCCAAAAUUGCAAACUGUUCCUUUAAGGUCCCAGACAUUUCAGUUUCUACAACUACUUUUACUCCCAAAGUGUUUUUUGCAUGUGGAUGUAAAAUCAGUGUCCAGGUGUUGUUCUCCCUAUGUCUCACAUGUGUGACCGUAUCAUCUAAGAUUCAGAACCGUCUGAAUUCGUACUUUGCCAUAGCCAAUAAAGAGCUAAACCAUUUCAAAGGAAUUAAAGAUUAAAAUGUGAACUGCAAGAAUUUGAAACUUGGGUGUUCCAAUCACUCAGAAACUAAAAUAUGUUGGUUUAAUGAUCCCUGUAGUAGUAAGCUUCUUAAUAUGUUCUUUUUCAUCGUUUUAAAACUAUCUGCUGCCAAUAUGAUUCAAAUCAAAUUUUCUUAAUGGUUUUUGCUACUAAAAUCCUGAUAAAGUUGUUUUAGGUUCCUCUCCUUUUUUUUGGACAAUGAAGGUCGAGUAGAAACAAAGAUUUUUUUUUUUUAGUUUUUCAUGUGUUGCACUUUAUACCACAGUUAGUUUGCAAUCAUUUCAGAAUCCAUUGUAGCACAGUCAGCGUAGCAGGGUUUGUGCGUGUGUUUUUUUAUUUUCUCCCCACUGUGACUGAAACAUGUCAGUAUUUCACUGUGGUGACUCUGCACAAUGGGUUUUACUUAAAAAGGUGAAUUUAAAGGACCAGUGUGUGAGAUUUAGUAAUAUCUAGUGGUGAGGUUGCAGAUUCCAACCAUUGAAUACACCUCCCCUUUCGAGCAUGUUGAAGAACCCACGGUGGCUGGGAAAAAUGUGAAAGGCCCUAGAGCCAGUGCUUGGUUUGUCCAUUCUGGGCUACUGUAGAAACAUAACUGUGCAGCAUUGUGGGCUCUGUGGAAGAGGACCUACUCCCUAUGUAGAUAUAAAAGGCUCAUUUUUAAGCUAACAAAGUCCGUUCUGCUAGAUGCCACUAAAUUCUACACACUGCACCUUUAAAGUUUUGCAUCUGUUUUUGACACUGCAUUCUUGAUAGAAGUGUUUCAUUAGGAGUUUGGUAACAAUAAACUGCUUUUCUAUUGAAAUGGAUUGUGAUUUACAUUAACUUUAGUGCUGACAGCUGUAGUGCUGCUGUGUGGAAUGCUCACAUGCUAUGUAUGAUGCUAUUUAAGUGACCUUUUAGUAUCUCCUUGAACUGAGCUGGACACUUCAAAUUUUGAUCUUGAAUUUCGAUUUCUAUAAGCAAAUGAUUUCUAUUUUUAUAUGUGAAAACAAGGCAGCGGCAUGUACUGUAACAUAAGACACUUAUUGUUGGUUCAGCGACAUGAAACAAUAAUAAAUAGUUGUAACAAUU
Scomber scombrus (Atlantic mackerel) is the source of this 7445-nucleotide messenger RNA. Its product is annotated as E3 ubiquitin-protein ligase MARCHF6-like. Gene Ontology annotation, cellular component: endoplasmic reticulum membrane. Gene Ontology annotation, molecular function: zinc ion binding. The transcript has 26 exons. The coding region runs from base 198 to 2981 and encodes 927 amino acids. Lineage: Eukaryota; Metazoa; Chordata; Actinopteri; Scombriformes; Scombridae. The record is from RefSeq and is a predicted model, not a curated record.